Messenger RNA from Daucus carota subsp. sativus, 1486 nucleotides. Its product is annotated as rhodanese-like domain-containing protein 4A, chloroplastic. The record is from RefSeq and is a predicted model, not a curated record. The transcript has 4 exons. Bases 84 to 1169 code for a protein of 361 amino acids. NCBI's taxonomy places the organism in Eukaryota, Viridiplantae, Streptophyta, Magnoliopsida, Apiales, Apiaceae.
GAUAGACUUCUAGACUGAAUGAAUAUCUUAUCGUUUGUUUCUGGUUACCAAAACCCAGACCAGCUAUCUUGGGGUCUUAGGGAAUGGAGUCUUCUUCUUUCUCCGCAUGCCUCUCAUCAUCAUCAUCUUCUCCGCCAUUCCGGAAUCACUUUAAAACCCACAAUUCUCUUCUUCUUUUCUCAAAUUACAACUUUUCCACCUCCAAUUUCAAUCCCAUUUCUUCUUCCAUAGCCAAGAAAAAAAUCACACUCAAAGCUCAAACAUUUCACCAAGUUCCCAGAACAAAUCUACCAAUCAAGAACAACCCACUGCAAAUCUUUGUCAACACCCAUGUCUCAUUCCUUUCUCUAGCUUUCUCUCUACCUCUUUCUAGCUCUGCUUCUGACACAACAUUGCCAGCUGAGCAAGUCUCCAACAAGAUUAACAUAGAGGCUAUCUUGGUCUCCAUUGAUGACUUUUUUAAUCGAUACCCUUUCUUUGUUGCCGGAGUUACUUUCAUUUGGCUUGUUGUUAUCCCGCUCACCGAAGAUUACUUGCAGAAGUUCAAAUUUAUCUCUGCUAUCAAUGCUUUUCGCAAGCUUCGUGAUGACCCAAGUGUUCAGCUUUUAGAUAUUAGGGAUCAAAAAUCCUUGAGGACUUUGUCUUCUCCCAUUUUGAAAAUUUUGAAUAAGAAUGUGUGCCAGGUUGAGUAUAUUGAAAAGGAUGAAGAUGGGUUUGUGAAGAAAGUGCUGGACUGCUUUGGGGAUCCAGCAAAUACCACAAUUUGCAUUCUCGACAGUUUUGAUGAUAACUCCUUGAAAGUUGCUGAGUUGUUGUUCAAGAAAGGUUUCAGAGAGGCCUAUGCAAUUCGGGGUGGCGUUAAAGGGAAGAAUGGGUGGCUGUCAAUACAAGGGACACUUCUCCCUCCAUCUGUGCACAUUUUCCCGAAGAAAAAGGGAAAAAAGUUGCCACAGACUGAAUUGGUUCACGGCCAAGGAAUUAAUCAACUAAGUGAAAAUGCAGAUCAGUCUUCCUCUGCGAGUAGCAGCGCCCAGAUGACUAAUGGAUAUGUAAGCAAGACUGAACCCACUGCAGAAACAAAAAUUAGUGCAAGAUCUUUAUCUCCUUAUCCUAAGUACCCAGAUCUGAAACCACCAUCUUCUCCAACUCCAUCGAAGCCAAAAAGCUGAUACCAAGUCCUUCAGAUUUAAUUUGACUCCUGCUGUUGCUUGGAUCUCUUCUAGCUACCAUGGAACGUAGCAACACAUUAUCGGAUAAAGUGUCUCUUUCGGCAUGAUAGUCAUAAUUUGUUCUUCACAUAUGUUUUCAAUUUUCCUUAGUUUUUUGUUGUAUUAUCAUCCUAUUUUCCUUAGCUUUUGUUGUAUUAUCAUCCUAUUUUCCAGGAUUGGAUUUCAUUUGCAGCCUAUUCAAAUUUGUUCCAGGAUGCAGCGAGUUUUUGUACACAUAAAUUUAUCAGAAAUCAAAUCUACUCGAUAUUUUUAUUCUA